Elaeis guineensis (African oil palm) is the source of this 1015-nucleotide messenger RNA. RefSeq names its product cytochrome P450 78A5. Gene Ontology annotation, molecular function: oxidoreductase activity, acting on paired donors, with incorporation or reduction of molecular oxygen; monooxygenase activity; iron ion binding. The record is from RefSeq and is a predicted model, not a curated record. Lineage: Eukaryota; Viridiplantae; Streptophyta; Magnoliopsida; Arecales; Arecaceae.
CCCCCUCUCCGUGGAAUACUACUUCGGACUCCCCGGAAGUCCACUUCCUUUCUUGCUUCCUCUGUUUCCAUUCCUCUCCACCGCUUCAAAAUGACAUCUUUCGAUCUCGAAACAGCUUUUCUCCUCUUCUUCGUCCCGAAAACCGUGUUCUCUCCGGUCAUUGCCUUCGCCAUCGUCGCGCUCGCCGCCGUCUGGCUCAGCCCCGGAGGGCUCGCUUGGGCUCUCUCCAAGGCACCUCGCUCGAUCCCCGGACCGCCGGGAGUAGUCCUGGCCCUUGCCGGCACCGCCGCCCAUCGGGCCCUCGCUGGCCUCGCCCGCUCCAUCGGAGCUACUCGCCUGAUGGCCUUCUCCGUCGGCUUAACCCGCUUCAUCGUGUCGAGCCACCCCGACACCGCCAGGGAGAUACUCAACAGCUCGGCCUUCGCCGACCGGCCGAUCAAGGAGUCCGCCUACGAGCUGCUCUUCCACCGCGCCAUGGGCUUCGCGCCCUUCGGCGAGUACUGGAGGAAUCUGAGGAGAAUCUCCGCCACCCAUUUGUUUAGCCCCCGGAGAAUCGCCGCCUUCGGCGAGCACCGCUGGGCGAUCGGCGAGCAGAUGGUGGGGGAUAUAAGAGCUCUGAUGGGGACCGAUGGAGCGGUGGAACUGAAGCGGGUGCUUCAUUUCGGGUCUCUAAACAACGUUAUGAUGAGUGUCUUCGGAAAAAGAUUCGAUUUUGCGAAGGGGGAAGGGCUGGAAUUGGAAGCGUUGGUGAAAGAAGGAUACGAGCUUCUUGGGAUGUUCAACUGGAGCGACCACUUCCCCUUGUUGGGGUGGUUGGAUCUCCAAGGAGUGAGAAAGAGGUGCCGUAGAUUGGCUGGAAGAGUUAAUGUGCUUGUGGGAAAGAUCAUAGAGGAGCACAGAAGGAAGAGGAUUGAUGGAGGUGGUCUGGAUGGGGCUGGUGACUUUGUGGAUGUGCUGCUGGAUUUGGAGAAGGAGGAGAGGCUCUCUGACUCUGAUAUGGUUGCUGUUCUCUGGG